Molecule: messenger RNA, 833 nt
Organism: Drosophila subpulchrella
Lineage: Eukaryota; Metazoa; Arthropoda; Insecta; Diptera; Drosophilidae
Exons: 3
Coding region: 32-511 (159 amino acids)
Source: RefSeq, a predicted model, not a curated record
UUGUCAUUCGUCAACCACAAUCAGCAGCGAAAUGUGUACCACAUUUUGGUUUUGCUUUUACGCGUCCCUAAUCUCGGUCAUAGCCUACUCGAUCAACCGAAAUGUAGAUUUUCCGAAAAACAAUUGCGAUUUGUAUUUUACAUAUGGAAAUGUGAACUUGGGUAGCACCUUCAUAGGAAUUUUUACGGCCCACAGGACCGACCUCAAUGAAUUCUACUGGGAGGCAACCUUCACGGCUCACGGCGCUAACGUGGAUCAAGUUGAUAAUCUCUAUCCGUAUCCCACCGAAGAAGAGUUUUAUGACAAAGUCAGAAAACGAGAACCCGCUCAGAUGUACGUGACCUUUGGGAACAUUACGAACGAGUUGCCCAUGCUGACUGGUCUUAAGCUCAAUGGAGAUACGCUGUGCAAAAACCAGAAGUAUCCACCACCCUCCACCACAACCCGCGUUGCCCGCAGAGUGACUGCCGAUCAAAUACGUACAGGGUGGACAUUUAGGAAAAAUAAUUAAGUGCAGAUAACUUAAAUAAAAUCACAUUUUUGUCGCUGCGCAUAAAAAUCCGACACAAAAAUAAAUACUUCGAGAAUAUAACUUAUUGGAUACGUAUAGACUAGGAAUCCUAUAGAGUUUUGGUUUUUUUUGCUGGUACUUUAAUCUUUGGAUCAACAAUACAAUCUGUGUGAGAUAACCUCUCAAAAAUGUCAUUCUUAUUGAAGGUGGAACAGUGUUCCGGGAAUUUGCAGCGAUAAAAAUAAUGUGCAUGCAUUAUAUGUGUUAUCAGUUAAGCACGGAAAGAGUGAGUCAGCUUAUACAAUAAAGCGAAACUUAUCAA